AUGGAAAUCGAAGAACAACAAAUAGAAUCAUCAAAUAGCAAAUUUAAGAAAUUUCGAAAACGUAUUUUUCAUCCGAUUAGUCGUUAUAGAAACAAAAAUAAAGAUGAACAACAAGCUAGUCUUCUGCAAGAACCAAAUAAAAAAACUGAUCCACCUAUUCGAAAUGAAGAUUAUGAAGCUACUGGCUUUGUUAUUGAUCCGCAAAAUUAUUUAUAUCAUUAUUGGCUUGGAAUUAUUUCAAUUGCUGUUGCUUAUAAUCUACUUUUAAUACCAGCUCGUUAUGCAUUUGAUGAUAUGGAUAAAAAUUUACGAAUUGUUUGGAUUUCAUUAGAUUAUAUAUUUGAUGCUAUUUAUUUAAUUGAUAUUUUUCUACAAUCGAGAACAGGUCAUUUUAGUCAUGGUCUUUUUGUUCGUAAUCAUCAUGUUUUAUCACGAAAAUAUUUUACAUCAUAUCAAUUUUAUAUUCGUGAUCUUUUAUCAAUACUUCCAACUGAUCUUUUAUAUUUAAAUCGACGUUUUCGUUUUAUGUCAAUUAUUCGUUCAAAUCGUUUUUUACGAAUUCAUCGUCUUUAUGAAUUUCAAGAAUUAACAGAAUCACGUACACGAUUUCCAAAUACAUUUCGAGUUGGAAUACUUAUUUGUUUAACAUUAACAUUAAUUCAUUGGAAUUGUUGUGUAUAUUUUCUUAUUUGUCAACAUUUGGGUUUUGGUAGUGAUGAAUGGGUAUUACCAGAAUCAGCUCACAAUGAAACUGUUGCAAUGCUUUAUACAUAUUGUUUUUAUUGGUCGACACUCUUAUUAAGUACUAUUGGCGAUGUUCCAUUGCCUGUUAAACAAUCUGAAUAUGUAUUUGUUUUGUUUGAUUAUUUCAUUGGUGUACUUAUAUUUGCAACUAUUAUUGGUAAUCUUGGUACAAUGAUAUCAUCUCAAAAUCUAUCAAGACAACAAGUUAGUCAAAAAAUGGAUGAAAUAAAACGUUAUAUGAAAUUUCGUUCAGUUAAUCGAAAACUUGAACGAAAAGUAAUAAAAUGGCUUGAUUAUUUAUAUACAAAUCGACAAGUAUUAAAUGAAGAAAAUGUUUUAAAUUCUGAUUUAAGUAUUGAAUUACGUAAAGAUCUUGCUAUUAAAGUACAUCUAGAAUCAUUACAACAAGUUAAAUUAUUCAAUGAUUGUGAACCAAAUUUACUUGUUGAACUUGUAACAAAAUUAACACCAAUAUUCUUUGGUCCUGGAGAUUAUAUUUGUCGAAAAGGUGAUAUUGGAAAAGAAAUGUAUAUUAUUAAACGUGGUCAAUUAGGUGUUGUUAGUGAUGAUGGAAAAACAACAUUUGUUACACUUAAAGAAGGUGCUGUUUUUGGUGAAAUAUCAAUUUUAAAUAUUCCAGGUUCAAAAAAUGGUAAUCGUCGUACAGCUAAUGUUAAAUCAAUAGGUUAUUCUGAUUUGUAUACAUUACGAAAAGAAGAUUUAUGGCUUGUACUUGAUAAUUAUCCAGAAUCAUUAGCAAAAAUUAUUGAAAAAGGUAAAUCAAUAUUACGUAAAGAUAAUCUACUUGAUGAAACACUAACUGAUUCAAAACGAUAUAUUGAACAAGAUCAAUUAUUAAGUGUACAAAAUCGUAUUAAAAAAUUAGUUGAUCUUGAUAAAUCAUUAAAUGAUCGUAUUACAAAAUUUUUAGAAACAUAUGUCGAUUCAAUAAGAUUAUUUAAACAACAAUUAUCAAAAUUAGAAUAUAGUUAUGGAGCAAGAAAACCAAGUGUUUCUUUAUCAUGUAAUAUUCCACCAUCAGUAUCAACACUUUGCCUACAUGAUAAUCUAUGGAGAUACAUCAAUAGAGACAAUAUACUCAGACAUGCAAGUGCACCAUUUUUAACAAUUGAUCAAUAA
Molecule: messenger RNA, 1884 nt
Organism: Rotaria sordida
Lineage: Eukaryota; Metazoa; Rotifera; Eurotatoria; Philodinida; Philodinidae
Source: the annotation of a GenBank genome assembly